AUGACCCUUCAUCGCAGACAGACGAAGUUCGAGCUCGAUCUUCUAAGCCGAAAGGCGAUGUGGAACGCGGACCUGCCUAUCCACUAUCUCCCUGCGGAGAUACUCCUGCACAUCUUCGAGCAACUCGUCCGAGCGCUCCUUCCGGACAAGCUACCGUCCAAACUGUCUCCACCUGAUUUUAAGCCUCGGCGCCCUUGGGCACCGCUGAUGCGAGUGUGUCGCCACUGGUGUGCCCUUAUCAGGAACGGAGCCGUUUUCUGGAGGGACAUCACAAUAUCCAAGAACAUCAAGUGGUUCAAACUCGCCCUGAGCCGAUUGGGAAACUCGCCGAUCCGUCUACAGCUCGCUGCCGACUGCAACCUCAAAGCGGUUCUGCCAACCCUUGACGCGCACGCUGGUCGCAUCGAGAAGCUGAUCCUCAAGGGGGAGGUACGCGAUGAAGAUGCUCUCCGCCUUGAGUCCUUUCUAUCGCGCUCUUUCCCUGUCCUGAGGAGCCUUGCAAUCAAGAUGGACUCGACAGACAGCGAAUUAUGCGCUGUAGGAGACAACCAUCCUGGUCUCGAAUGGCUGGAGCUCACCCGAGCCUCGCUACCUUGGAAGAAGUCGCUUCUAAUUCAUCUCGAGGUCUUGUCUCUGACGGAUUGCAUUUUAUCGACCGCGACACUUCCCUUCCCGGACUUCCUCGACGUACUCGAACAAGGACAACGCCUUCGAUACCUCCACCUCACAGAAUUUCUUUCGGCCGCGUUGGAUCCCCAAACCUCGGCGCCCCAUGAGCGUCUUGUUACGCUCCCCGGUUUACAGCACCUCGAGUGCAGCGAUGUGCCAUCCAACAUUGCGCGGCUGAUGACGCACCUCCGUACCCCCGCGAUCUCGCACGUCGAACUUGUGGGGGACUGCAAUGGCAAUGUGCCUUCCACCGCCCACGCCUCCUUACUCCCAGAAUAUCCUGGUACACCACUACCCGUCCUGCAAACCAUCACCCGUGCAAUCAUCGACGUCACUGCCACCCAGAAUGGACUCCGUUUCUCUGGCCCCUUGCGGACAUCCCUCGAGCUGUGCCUUCUCAACCCCGACAGGCAAUAUUGGGACGAGCCACCUUGGGUAGAGCAGGGGCUGCAGCAGCUCACUGGUUUCCUCGGGCCCGCGUUGACGGAGUUGGAGGUCUGCGGUAUUCUGGACGUCUCGCAGGAGACUUGGGACCGCGUGUUUGAUGCCUUCCCCUCGCUGGAAAAGCUCGUCGUCCGCGAGCACGAGUCUGGUCUCCUCCCUACUACCAUGCUCCGCUCCCUCUCCGCCGCCCCCGCGCGAUCGAUCUCUACCAGCGCUGGCAAAGGGCGCUCCGCCCGCGUACGCUGCCCAGCGCUGACAUAUCUCAGGAUCGACGGCUGGGACUGGGGUAGACGGGGGCUGGGCCGGAUCCUGGAUUGCCUGCGCGUGCGUGCCGCGCACGGCGCAUCGAGGUUGGAGUACUUUGGAUUGGAUGGUGAAGGGGAGCGGUGGGUGCCGGAGAUAUUUCCCAUUUUGGAGAAGUACCGCCCGCGGUUUCUCGCAGUGGUUGAUGACUUUGAACUUGACGGAUGGUGGUGA
This is a messenger RNA of Trametes versicolor FP-101664 SS1, 1590 nucleotides long. RefSeq lists its product as uncharacterized. Gene Ontology annotation, molecular function: protein binding. The transcript has a single exon. NCBI's taxonomy places the organism in Eukaryota, Fungi, Basidiomycota, Agaricomycetes, Polyporales, Polyporaceae. The record is from RefSeq and is a predicted model, not a curated record. Bases 1 to 1590 code for a protein of 529 amino acids.